Molecule: messenger RNA, 5089 nt
Organism: Entelurus aequoreus (snake pipefish)
Lineage: Eukaryota; Metazoa; Chordata; Actinopteri; Syngnathiformes; Syngnathidae
Gene: col28a2a
Product: collagen, type XXVIII, alpha 2a
Exons: 35
Coding region: 130-3768 (1212 amino acids)
Molecular function (GO): serine-type endopeptidase inhibitor activity
Source: RefSeq, a predicted model, not a curated record
CUCACGGACAAUGACAUCGCUGCUCAUGCACGCUAAAUGAGCUAAACGGAGCUCAUUGUGCACCAUAGUCCUUGCAGGUCAACGUACUACUACAGAUAAGAUACCAAAUAACUUCAAAUAGAGAUAAGGAUGCUCCUCUAUUUUGCAUCAGUGCUGUUGGCCACAACUCUGACCUGUGUCUGGACCCAAGACCUGCAAAACAACAGGAAAGCUAAAUCUCGCACAAAAACCUUGGCUGCAAAUCUUUAUGAUGGACAAGCCAUCCUCGAUGAAGAUUGCAGCCUGGAGCUUUCCUUUCUGAUGGACAGCUCCGAGAGUGCCAAGGAUAACCAUGAGCAGGAGAAGCAGUUUGCUAUGAACUUGGUGAAUAAACUCCAAGGCCUGAAGCUGAAUUCGGGCCGCAGCAUGAGCCUGAGGGUGGCCCUGCUCCAAUACAGCAGCCAUGUCAUCACGGAGCAAAGGUUCAGCGACUGGAGGGGACUGGAGAAUUUUAGGAACCGUGUGACUCCCAUCAUCUACAUCGGCCAUGGCACCUACACCACCUACGCCAUCACCAACAUGACCAAGAUCUACAUGGAGGAGUCCAGCCAGGGGAGCAUCAAAGUAGCCGUUCUCCUCACAGAUGGCUCCUCGCACCCGAGGAACCCGGAUAUUUUCACUGCUGUUGCUGACGCCAAGAACCAGGGCAUCAAAUUCUUCACUCUUGGCAUCACCCGGACCGCCAACGAGCCCACCAAUGUAGCCCAACUUCGAAUGAUCGCCAGCUCUCCUGCAUCCGAAUUUCUCCACAAUUUGCAGGACAAGGAUAUAGUUGAGAAAAUAGCUUCUAAGAUUAGUGACCUGGCAGAUGAAGGAUGUCCUCUGACUCAGAAAUGUGCUUGUGAGAAAGGCGAGAGAGGGUCUAGUGGGCCUGCGGGGAAGAAAGGUCGCGCUGGAGAAGAUGGAGCCCCAGGGCUGAAAGGGCAUAAGGGUGAAGCAGGACUAGGUGGUCUACCUGGACAAGAAGGUACUGAGGGAAAACCAGGUUAUAAAGGCGAUAAGGGUGAAAGGGGAGAAUGUGGCAUUCCAGGAGUCAAAGGAGACAGGGGUCCUGAGGGUUUACUUGGUGUAAGAGGGCAAAGAGGACUACAGGGGCUACCAGGACCACAUGGUGACAUCGGGCCAAUGGGCCCACAGGGAAAGCAGGGGGAACGUGGACCACUUGGCCCUCCAGGAAUUCAAGGGGAAACCGGCAUUGGGCUAACAGGACCAAAAGGUGACAUGGGGUUCCAAGGCCGCCCAGGCCCCAGUGGUCCUCCAGGAGUUGGUGAACAUGGCCCACAUGGACCGCAAGGGCCGCAAGGUGUUCAGGGGGAGAAAGGACCCCAGGGUGAGGGCUUCCCCGGACCAAAGGGGGAUCGGGGGCUGCCAGGGCCGAGGGGCUCAAGAGGACAACAGGGGGUUGGAAUUAAAGGAGAACAGGGUGAAUUAGGGCCUGCAGGUCCUCCAGGGUUCACUGGGCUGACAGGAGUGGGCAUACAGGGCGAGAAGGGAGUUGAGGGUCCAAGGGGUCCACCAGGAGUUAGAGGGAUUCCUGGAGCAGGUUUGCCUGGAUCCAAGGGGGACCAAGGUUUACCUGGAGAACAAGGAUCUCCAGGAGAGAGAGGCAUUGGUGAAGCUGGUACAAAGGGGGAGCCUGGAGCUUCUGGUCUGGGGGGCUUGCCGGGUCUUCCAGGAGAAGAUGGGGCGCCAGGGCAGAAGGGGGAGCCUGGGUUGUCCGGUUCAAGAGGUUCUGAGGGACCACCAGGCAUUGGCACUCAAGGAGAGAAGGGAGACCAGGGUCUGAGGGGCAUUCGUGGGUUACACGGACCUCCAGGCAUCUCAGGACCAUCUGGACCAAAGGGUGAACGUGGGGUACCCGGUCAGCAGGGAAAUCCAGGGCAGCCAGGACGAUCUAUAACUGGUCCAAAGGGGGAUCUAGGUCCGUCUGGUCCUCCUGGACCAAUUGGGGAAACAGGCCUUGGGCUUCCAGGUCCAAAGGGUGACAGAGGUCUCAGUGGCCUACCUGGUCCAGUUGGACCAAAAGGCGAAGGCAGCCCUGGUCCUUUGGGGCCCCCAGGCAUGCCAGGUUUACCAGGAGAGUCUGGACCAGAAGGAAUGGGAAUUCCAGGACCUAAGGGGGAUGUUGGCUUUAGAGGAUUACCAGGUUUGCCCGGCCCACCUGGAGAGGGAAUACAAGGACCUCCAGGUAAUGUUGGGAGACCAGGACCCGCUGGACCAAAUGGACCUCCAGGAGAGGGUAUUCAAGGACCUAAGGGUGAUCCUGGAUCCCAAGGUAUGACUGGACCUCGAGGGCCCUCAGGAGAUGGGUUUCAGGGAGCUAAAGGUGACCGUGGAUCUCAGGGUGAGAGGGGAAUGAAAGGUGCAAAGGGAGUUUUAGGAGAUCCUGGACUACCUGGUGAAGUAGGAAGAGCAGGAACAAAAGGAGUACCAGGCCUAACAAGAGAAGACAUUAUUAAGCUCAUCAAAGAAAUAUGUGGAUGCGGCGUCAAGUGCAAAGAAAGACCAAUGGAACUGGUCUUUGUGAUCGACAGCUCAGAGAGCGUUGGCCCUGAGAACUUUGAAAUCAUCAAAGACUUUGUCACUCGAUUGGUGGACGGGACCACGGUGGGACGCAACGCAACAAGAAUCGGCCUUAUCCUCUACAGCCUGGAGGUCCAUCUGGAGUUCAACUUGGUCCGUUACAUAAACAAACAGGAUGUGAAACAGGCGAUCCGAAAGAUUUCUUACAUGGGAGAGGGCACCUACACUGGAACCGCCAUCAGAAAGGCCACCCAAGAGGCUUUUUACAGCGCCCGGUCCGGGGUCAGGAAGGUGGCUAUCGUCAUCACCGAUGGUCAGACCGACAAGCGAGAGCCAGUUAAACUUGACAUGGCAGUGCGGGAGGCUCAUGCUGCAAAUAUUGAGAUGUACGCUCUGGGAAUUGUCAAUUCUUCUGAUCCAACACAGGCCGAGUUUCUGAGUGAACUCAACCUCAUCGCUUCUGAUCCUGAUAGUGAACACAUGUACCUUAUUGACGACUUCAACACUUUACCAGCACUGGAGUCUAAGCUCGUCAGCCAGUUCUGUGAGGAUGAAAACGGUGCCCUAAUCUACAAUCGAGUCACAAACGGCCACCGGAACGGGCUUGGUGUUAACGGACACAUUGGUUAUGGAGGACAUAACAAUGUACAUAACAACAACAACAACGGGAAUGGAUUUAACAACAACGAGAAGGAGGUCACAAAUCUGAGACGUAUAAACGACCGAGGCCGUGGUGACACUUUCACACUGCCAAUCAGUCCUGAUACACUCCCUAUUCAGGUGGUAGAAGAUGAAGAUGGUGAAGAUUUAGAUCUAAGAGCCCAAGUGAGGGCCAGCAGCACCAUGGCUGUAGUGAACAAAACAUAUUUGUCACAUGGGAAGGAAAGUUCUGUCUCGAACGAGGCAGACUUAUCAUCAUCAUCAUCAUCAUCAUCAUCAUCAUCCUCCAUACAAGUUUCAGUUUCUUCCUCAGACCCUACUCAGUUGAAGCCAAAAAAGGUCUCCCUUCGCGACCCCCGCUGUGACCUCAACUUGGACCAAGGCACUUGCCGAGAGUACAGCAUCCACUGGUACUACGACAAGCAGGCUAAUUCCUGUGCACAGUUUUGGUACGGAGGCUGCGCUGGAAAUGAGAACCGUUUUGAGCAAGAAGAUGAAUGCAAGAAGACUUGCGUUCGAUUGAGGAAAGAUACAGAAAGUUUUUAAUAGUAAAUAUUAGGGGUGUCCAGAUCGGAUAUUGAUUUCGGAUUAAAAAAAAAAAACAAGUAUCGGAUAAUAUCGGUUGCCUUUAAAAUCUCCGAUGUGCGAUACAAGAAGUCUUGCAGCGUGUUAAAUUGUGCAAAGUUAACAUCUAAAUGUCCUCCAAUAGUUACACAAGGUCGAUCCUUUCUUGUGUUUAAGUGAAGUCAUUUACAUAUGGUAAACAUGGUAGGCGAUAGGCUACUAGGAACUGGCAGCUACACAACAGCUAAGCAAACAAUAGCACACAAAUUAGCUUAAAAUACAACAUGUGUCAAUAUAAACAAGGAUCAAAUAAUUAUUAUUUGAUUCUCCAAGGCAGAAGCAUAUUAGAAAGUAUCCAGUAACAAACGUGUUCACAUCAUUUAGCUUACUGUAUCAUUAGUUUAUCUUAAUGAAUAAUUGUGACCACUAGAUGUCGCCAAAACAUAGAUUACCACUUAGCAUACAUCUGUCAUAAAUUUACUGUUUUUUAUACGUACCAUUUGUUCUUUGAGUAAAUGUACUUGAUCAAACCUUUUCUAACAUUCCAGACUACAAAAUGAAAUUAUUUAAUCCCAUAAGGUUAGAGAUGUUCCUACCAACCAUUGUUCUCUUUUUGACUUGCUCAAAGCUUUUUUUAUAUGCCAAUCUAUAAAAUUAUACAAGUAUUGGUACUGGGAUAGGCUCCAGCACCCCAAGAGGGACAAGCGGUAGAAAAUGGUUGGAUGGACUAUGAUUCCUGUGAUAUCUUAUUGGAUUAAUAUCAAUCAAUCAAUCAAUCAAAGUUUAUUUAUAUAGCCCUAAAUCACGAGUGUCUCAAAGGGCUGCACAAGCCACAACGACAUCAGUAUUAAUAUCAGUAUUGGCCAAUAAUAUCAGGAGCAUAUUGGAAGUGGAAAAGAUGCAUCGGGACACCCCUAGUAAAUAUAUAUAUAUAUAUAAAUUGAUGAUGCUUGAGUAGUCAUUUUGUUUUUCAAAGCAGGAUAAAGAAAAAUAGGAAAUGUGGGUGUUUCAAAAUUACAAUCAUUUUCUGACAUCAAUGUUUUUUCAUUGGAAAACUCCAAAAUCGGAAAAAGAAUAUACUAAGCAUAUUGCUGGUUCAAACAAAUACAUUAAUGACGUGUUGAUUUUGAAAUAUGCAAAAUGUGUUAUGCUAUUCGACAUUCUAAGCCGUGUGGUUUACAUUGACUACAUCUCUUUUGCAAGACAACAAUAGUUUUAAUGUACUGGAGUCGUGUUUUUAUUGGCCGCUGCUAUACAAGGCUGCUUAUUUUUAAGUGCAGAAGUCUACUGAAGGUAUGUGCAG